CAUUAACCGGGCGUGGUGCGGCUGCGCCGAACGGGUUUUUGGCUUUGGUUGGAUACUUUUCAGCGUGAAGCUAAUGAAACCACAAGACUGAAUUAUGAAUCUCAAACCCCUACAAAUUAUACCAAUAUUACUGCUACAGUCAUGCUUUGCUCAAGACUACGCCUCUCCAACAUACAAUCCUGAUAACACAAAUCCAACAUAUGACUACAAUACAAAUGAUCAAUAUGAUCCAAAUAGAAGAUUUUCAAAUAGAAAUCCAUAUGAUUUAAAUCAAAAUGAAAAUCGAAAUCAGGAUCAGAGAUAUAAUAGAUAUGAUAAUCAAAAUGAUCCGCAAUUCAAUCAGAAUUCGUACAGUUCUGAUAACACACAGGGACCGUCGUGGGAUAGUGGACGCACUUACACGUCAUACAAGAGCAAUGAGCUAGAACAUGACAGUGUUAUCAUUAACGAAGCCACUUAUUUCAUAGUUGCCUCCCGUAUGGUCAGACCCGGUCAAAUAUACAAAAUAUCAGCUAAUAUUCUGAGGGCUCGUCUCCAGAUGACGAUCAGAGCGUCUAUAUCAUGCAAUGGAGUGGAAAUAGCUGAUGUUAUCGAGAAGGUUAAAGAAGGAGUACCGGAAGUUCUAAAUAUGAGAGUACCAGCGACAACCGUUCCCGGUGAUUACAAGCUGCGUGUGGAAGGAUUGUACUUGGAUGACCCUUUCGGAGGAAGAGCCUUUGUAAAUGAGACACAAUUGAUCUUUUCGCAACGUUUCAUGACGAUAUUCAUUCAGAUGGACAAGCCAGUUUAUAUGCAGACGCAGACAGUUAAAUUUCGCGUGAUCCCGAUAAACACGGAGCUGAAGGCUUUCGGAAGAGCUAUCGACGUGUUCAUACUUGACCCGAACCGACGUAUUAUGAAGAGAUGGCUUUCGAGACAGAGCAACUUCGGCACAGUGAGCCUACAGUACCAAUUGUCAGACCAGCCUCUGUUCGGCGAGUGGAUAGUGAGGGUGGAGGCUCUGGGUCAGGUCGAGGAGGCGCAGUUCCUGGUUGAAGAGUACUAUCAGACUAGGUUUGAGGUGAAUGUGACAAUGCCAGCGUUCUUCUUCAACACUGAGCAGUACAUCCACGGGCGCGUGAUGGCCAACUACACGUCGGGGGCUCCAGUUCGAGGAAAUCUCACGCUGAAGGCUACUCUAAGGCCGGUGCCGCGCUACCGCCCCUCGCACUACCGCCGCGGGCAGUUCAAUAACCGGCCGCUCGACCAGUACCCCAGAGGUCGUCCAAACUAUAACCCGUACCUGUACAACGAGUCUGGAUAUUUCGAAUACGAGGGUGAAAUAGAUGAAUAUGGUCAACCAGUGAACUACCGUCCCGGGCAACCCAACCAAUUAGACCACCCGGACUGGUGGUAUGACCCUCAGAAAGUCUACACUAGGAUGUUUAACUUUGAUGAAAAAUACCCCUUUUGGAUGCCAAGGCCAGACCCCAUCGAGCUUGGGACCUACAACUUGGAUCCCAACUACAACACAUACAGCACCGCCUCUACAUACAACAAUUACUACAACAAUCCUAAUUAUAAUAAACUGCCGUAUUUCCGAUUUUUCAACGGCACAUACGACUUUAAGUACCCAAUGUCUGAGCUGGCUCAGCUAGUACCGACGCUUGACGGUGUUGAAGUUAUCAUCACGGCAUCAGUAGGAGAUCCGUUCCUCGACGAGGUGAUAGAGGGCUAUAGUAUCGCACGGAUCUUUAACUCCUCACUCUCCGUCACCUUCCUUGGUGGUGAAGUGCAGGUGUUUAAGCCGGCCAUGCCAUUUGAUAUUUAUAUGGUGGUGUCGUACCACGACGGAUCGCGGCUGCCGGCGUGGCGCGCGGCGGGCGUGUCGCUGGUGGUGUCGGGCUCGCUGGAGGGCCGCGGCGGAGCCCUGCAGCCGCGCCGGCCCACGCUGCUGCCCGGACACGACGCCGUGUGGCGCCUGCGCCUCGACCUCUACGAGCUGCUGGGCCUGGAGAAGGAGCCCAACUACCGCGAGGUGCUGAACAGCAUCACGGGCGUGCGCCUGAGCGCCACCCUGACGGACUCGCUGGGCGGCCGCGCGUCCGCCGACAUGCGCAUGCUGGCGCACGUCAGCCCCGACCACCACCACAUCCGCGUCUCCACCUCCACCACCGACGCCAAGGUCGGCGAGUACGUGAUCUUCCAUGUACAGAGUAAUUUCUACAUGGAGUCGUUUAACUAUGUACUCAUGUCAAAAGGAAUCAUCUUAUCCAGUGGUCAGGAAAUUAUGCAGGAGGGCGUGCGCACGUUCGCGCUGUCGCUGCCGGCCGCGGCGGCGCCCGUGGCCACGCUGCUGGUGUGGGCGCACCGCCGCCGCGCGCUCGUGCUGGCCGACUCGCUCACCUUCCCCGUGGACGCGCUGGCCGGCAACUUCUCGGUGUUCGUGAACAACCGCAAGCACCGCACGGGCGAGCGCGUGGAGGUGGCGGUGUACGGCGAGCCCGGCGCCUACGUGGGGCUGUCCGCCAUCGACCACGCCUUCUACACCAUGCAGGCCGGCAACGAGCUCACGUACGCCAAGGUGAUAUCGAAGAUGUCUCACUUCGACGAGUCGACGAACGGCACGUUCGCGUACACGUGGCGCUCGCACUUCGGCGACGCGGACGAGCUCGUGUACUUCCCCUCGCCCAGCUUCGGCAUCGACGCCAACCGCACCUUCGAGUACGCAGGGCUGGUGGUGCUGAGCGACGUGUCCGUGUGGCGCCGGCCGACGCUGUGCAACGCGUCGCUGGGCCUGGCCGAGUGCCUGGACGGCGCCUGCUACCCGCUCGACAAGCGCUGCGACAACGUGGCCGACUGCUCCGACCGCACCGACGAGGCCAACUGCAAGCACGACGACUCGUUCGAGCUGACGCACUUCCGCAAGUUCCGCUUCAACCGCGUGCAGCGGCAGUACGACAACGAGUGGCUGUGGCGCGACGUGAACAUCGGGCCGCACGGCCGCUACGUGUUCACCGUGGACGUGCCCGCCGCGCCCGCGCUCUGGAGCGUGUCCGCCUUCGCCAUGGCGCCCGGCGCCGGCCUGGGCAUGCUGGCGCGCCCGCUGGCCUACGUGGGGAUCUUACCGUUCUUCAUCAAAGUAGAGGGCCCGGACCGUUGCAAACAAGGCGAGCAACUCGGACUUCGCGUGGCCGUCUUCAACUAUCAGCCGCAGAACAUCGAGGCCGUCGUGGUGCUCGCUUCUUCGCCCGACUACAAGUUCGUGCACGUUGAAGAGAAUGGAAUUGUGCGGUCGUACAACCCGCGCACGUCGUUCGGCGAGCACCAGUUCUUCGUUUUCAUCCUGGCGGGCGACGCGGCCGUGGUGCACAUCCCCGUGGUGGCGGCGCGCCUGGGCACCAUCCGCGUCGACAUACACGCCACCUCGCUGCUGGGCACGCACCGCGUGCACAAGCACAUCACCGUCGAGGCCGACGGUAUCCCGCAGUACCGUCAUCAAUCCGUGCUACUAGACCUGUCGAACCGCGCCUACGUUUUCCAAUACAUGCACGUGAACGUGACAGAGACCCCCAUCAUCCCAUAUGACGUGGACCGCUACUACGUGUUCGGCUCCAAUGUAGCUCGCAUAUCCGUCGUGGGUGACGUGGUGGGCCCUCUGUUCCCCACCAUGCCGGUUAAUGCCACUAGUCUUCUGGAUUUGCCAAUGGACUCAGCGGAACAGAACAUGUUCAGCUUCGCAGCCAACAUGUACCUCACGCUGUACAUGCGGCUCAUCAACCAGCGGAACCGCACGCUCGAGCGCGACGCCUUCUACCACAUGAACGUCCUCUACCAGCGCCAGCUGUCCUUCAUGAAGCCCGACGGCUCCUUCAGUCUGUUCCGCAGUGACUGGAACCAAUCGUCAUCAAGUGUGUGGCUGACGUCGUUUUGUGCGAAAAUUUUCCAAGAUGCGUCUUUCAAUGAGUGGGAAAACUUUAUCUAUAUUGACCCCGAUGUGAUAUCGGCGGCGGUGUCGUGGGUGCUCGAGCACCAGAGGCCCGAGGGCGCGUUCUACGAGGUGACGUGGCUGCCGGACCGCAACGCCAACAGCUCCAUCGCCGUGCCGCUCGACUCGCUGCUCUACCGCACUGCGGGACACCAGCUACACGGUGUACAGGUGAACAACUCGAUCAUCCUCCAACGCAACCUGACGCUGACCGCGCAGGUGAUCGUCACCCUGGAGGCGGUGAAGAACCUGAAGGACAUAGGCGUGCGGUCGGGGCUGAGCGCCCGCGUGGCCACUGCGCAGGCGCGCGCGGUGGCGUGGCUGGAGCGGCACCUGCAGCUGCUGCACGAGUGCGGCGAGCCGCUGGCGCUGGCGCUGGUCGCCUUCGCGCUCACGGCGGCCAAGGCGCCCAGCGCCGAGCACGCCUUCCGACUGCUGAAGCGACACCAGAGGGACGAGGGUGGUCUCGUGUACUGGGGCAAGGAGCCGGUCCCUGCUCCGCCCUACAAGAUGGAGAAUCAAAAGCCCUUCUUGCUACCACGUCUGCCGUACCGGUACGACUCCAAUAACAUCGCAGCCACCGCCUAUGCACUACUAGCCUGUAUGGACCAUCAGGACAACAAUGAACCAAUAGUGAUGUGGCUUAAUUCUCAACGGCUAAAAGACGGUGGCUGGGCGUCUACGCAGGACACAUACAUCGCUCUACGGGCCCUCAUCGAGUACACGAACCGCAAGAGACUGCGAGACGUGAGCGCCUUGCAAGUGAGUGUGGAUGCAGUCGCGCUGCGCGGAGACACUCGGACUCUACGUGUCAAGAAUGACAAUCUCGCCAUCAUGCAGACCAUUGAUAUCCCGGAGGCGUGGGGCACGGUGAAGGUGACGGCGCGCGGCGCGGGCUACGCCAUCCUGCAGAUGUCGGUGCAGUACAACGUGGACACGCCGCGCUUCCAGACCGAGCCGCCCGUGCGCGCCUUCUCCCUGCUUGCGCACGCGCACUACCACGGCAGGAACCAGUCGCACAUCCUCUACCAGACGUGCGCCAGCUGGACGCUGGCCGCGGAGGCGCCGCGCUCGGGGCUGGCGGUGCUGGAGGUGGGCGUGCCGACGGGCUACAUGGUGCAGCAGCAGCGCCUGGACGCCUACGUGCUGUCGCGUGCCGUGCCACUGUUGCAGCGCGCCAAGUACCGCCCCGACAGGAUCCUCUUUUACUUCGACUAUCUGGAUCAAGAGCUUACGUGCGUGAACUUUACCAUCGAGCGUUGGUACCCUGUCGCCAACAUGUCGCGCUAUCUGCCCAUACGCGUCUACGACUACUACGCACCCGAGCGCUUCAACGAGACGAUAUUCGAUGCGCUGCCCACCUACCUGCUAAACAUCUGCGAGGUGUGCGGUUCCUCGCAGUGUCCGUACUGCGCCAUAUAUAACACUGCGACCCACCUGGCCGCCCUGCCUGUCGUCAUUUUACUAACACUUGUCAUCUUGAUACGGAACCUCCGGAUCACGUAGCGGUAGUGAAAUAGCUUGAAUGUAAACAUUUUUCUUCUUAUACCGUUAAACUGAUAGAUUUUAUGCUAAAUUGUGAACAACUAGACUGAACUGAACGAUUGAGAUAUUGUAACAAAUUGUUUUCUUUUUUAUACAGUCAAAAUUCC
This is a messenger RNA of Melitaea cinxia (Glanville fritillary), 5619 nucleotides long. It is a transcript of the gene Mcr, whose product is annotated as CD109 antigen. The record is from RefSeq and is a predicted model, not a curated record. Gene Ontology annotation, molecular function: protein binding; endopeptidase inhibitor activity. The transcript has 32 exons. The coding region runs from base 95 to 5473 and encodes 1792 amino acids. Gene Ontology annotation, cellular component: extracellular region. Lineage: Eukaryota; Metazoa; Arthropoda; Insecta; Lepidoptera; Nymphalidae.